Messenger RNA from Serinus canaria (Common canary), 7145 nucleotides. RefSeq names its product ataxin 1 (gene ATXN1). The record is from RefSeq and is a predicted model, not a curated record. Gene Ontology annotation, cellular component: nucleus. The transcript has 8 exons. The coding region runs from base 1067 to 3478 and encodes 803 amino acids. NCBI's taxonomy places the organism in Eukaryota, Metazoa, Chordata, Aves, Passeriformes, Fringillidae. Gene Ontology annotation, molecular function: protein binding; RNA binding. Gene Ontology annotation, biological process: nervous system development; negative regulation of transcription by RNA polymerase II.
UUUUGCAUGAAGUAGGAUCCUUGAGCUGUUGCAGAGGCAGCCAACUGCUCCAUAUUUGGCUUCUAUUACCCAUUUACAUGCUGGAGAGCGGAGAGGGAGCGAGCGCUGUACCGCAGACAUCAUUUCUACUACAGUGGUGGAGACAUCCCGGACCUGUGUCACUGCAGGGGGAAGGAAAAAAGCCAAACAAACAAAAAGCAGACCCAAGCCCCGUGAUCAGCUAGGAAGACAUUUGUGUGCGAGUCUCUCUCUGACCCCCCCACCCCCGCCAACCCCACCUCCACUGACACUUUACAUCACAUUGCAGGCCAAGCCAGAUGGGCAAGCAAUACAAGCUGUGAAUUUAUUCUUGACCCCGUAGGACAGUGACCACCAUCAUUUUUUUCUUCACCCUACAGUUAUGCACUGCCAAUAAGUGAAAAGGUCAAGAGAAGCAGUAGUUCAGUGGCUGAAUUUUUCUGAAGUGCUUUACAGCAGGGAAGGUGGGGAAACCUCUUAAAUAAAGUGGUGUCUUAUUCAAUCCUGGAGCACAGGCCAAGGGUUUUAAUGCAAAAUACCAGAAAAAAAAGUCUGCAACAUCUCCUGUGAGUGGGGGAAGAAAAUAAGAUUAACAAUUGCAUCUUGAAACACUCAUAAUUUGAGGCCAUAUGUGUCCUUUGAACUCUGAAGAAGCUGUGCCAAAAGGAAGCCUUCUUCUCCUCCCCUCCUCCCAUCGCGGAGCCGCUCUUAGAUAAUUGCAAUUAGCAGACAAUGCGGAGCGAACCUAAAUGUGAAGUCCAUGGCUCUACCUUACUUUAUUUGAAAGAGGAAAGCCAGUGAGGACCUGUGAACAAUCCAGCAGCUUCUGAAAAACCUUCAUGCUAAAGGAUAAUCCAGAAUUCCCUGAAGAAGAACAAAGUGAAUGUUAAUCCAGAGGAGCUGUCGGAGGAUUGUGCUCACAGGGAGAUGAUUCCUCAUGAAGUCACUGGAUCCCCUGCAGAAAUCAAAUGUGACUUUCCGUUUAUCAGACUGAAAUCAGAGCCAGCCAGACAGUGAAGCAAGCACAGUGGAGGGGGGACGGCGAAAGAUGAAAUCCAACCAAGAGCGGAGCAAUGAAUGCCUGCCACCUAAGAAGCGAGAAAUCCCUGCCACCAGCCUGCCUUCGGAGGUGAAGCCGGUCCUGCCAAACGAAAACCACCGUGCAGAUAACCUGGCAUGGCUCCCCAGCACACCCAGCGGCCAGGGCUGCCUGGGGGGCCGGCACCGGCCCGGGGGCACCUCCUCGGUGGAGGCAGGCUUGCAGCAGGGUUUGCACAAGUCACUGUCUGCAGGGAUGGACUAUUCCCCACCGAGCGCGCCCCGGUCCGUUCCAGCCUCUACCACUCUUCCCACGGUGUACUCGCCCGCCCUCUCCCAGUCAGGGACCCCCGUUUCCCCCGUGCAGUACACUCAUCUGCAGCACACCUUCCAGUUUGUCGGGCCCCAGUACAGUGGAUCGUACACCGGAUUCAUCCCCUCACAGCUGAUUUCCCCAACGGCCAAUUCUGCGACCGGCGCUGUGGCGGCGGCCACCGCCGUUGCAACCACUCCAUCCCAGCGCUCCCAGCUGGAGGCUUAUUCCACUUUGCUGGCCAGCAUGAGCGGCUUAAGCCAGCAGGGGCACAAAGUUGAGCCGCACCUGGUCAGGACGCCUGGACUGAUCGCUGCCGGGUCUCCUCCACCCACCCAGCAGAACCAGUACGUCCACAUUUCCAGCUCUUCCCAGAGCACUGUCAGAAAUGUCUCUCCUCCAACCAUCCCAGUCCCCCUGCACCCACAUCAGACAGUGAUCCCGCACACCCUCACCCUUGGCCCUUCCUCCCAAGUGGUGGUGCAGUACACUGACUCGGGGGGCCACUUUGUCACCAGGGACCCCCCCAAGAAACCCGAGAGCAGCCGGCUGCAGGCGAUGCAGGCCAAGGAGGUACUGAACGGUGAGAUAGAGAAGAGCCGGAGGUACGGCAUUUCGCCUUCUGCCGACAUGGGUCUAGUCAAAGCAGGCAAUAAACCAGCUCCCCAUCACUAUGAGACCAGGCACGUGGUGGUCCACUCGAGCCCCGCCGAGUACGGCGUGCGGGAUUCCUCAGGUGUCCGAGCCUCUGUCAUGGUGGUCCCCAACAGCAGCACGCCCACGGCAGACAUGGAGGUGCAGCAGGCCGCCAACCGUGAGACCUCUCCUUCAGCCCUCAAUGACAAGGGAAGUUUGCACUUAGGAAAACCAACCCACCGGUCCUAUGCCUUGUCUCCGCAGCAGGCUCUGGGCCAUGAGGGGGUGAAGGCGGUGGCGACGCUGUCCCCUCACACCGUCAUCCAGACCACCCACAGCGCCUCCGAGCAACUCCCUGUGGGGCUGCCAGCGACAGCUUUCUACACCGGGACCCAGCCGCCGGUGAUCGGCUACCUGAGCGGCCAGCAGCAAGCCAUCGGCUACCCCGGCAGCCUGCCGCAGCACCUGGUGAUCCCGGGCACCCAGUCCCUGCUGAUUCCGGUCGGCAGCGCGGAUGUCGAGCCAUCGGGAGUCACGCCUGCGAUCGUCACGUCGUCUCCUCAGUUUGCAGCAGUGCCUCACACGUUCGUCACCACCGCCGUCCCCAAGAGCGAGAACUUCAGUGCGGAGCCCCUCACUACCCAGCCUGCCUACCAGGCCACCAUGGUGCAGGCGCAGAUCCACCUGCCCGUGGUGCAAUCCAUUGCCUCCCCUGCCGCCGCGCCCCCCACGCUGCCCCCUUACUUCAUGAAGGGGUCGAUCAUCCAGCUGGCCAACGGGGAGCUGAAGAAAGUAGAGGACUUGAAAACAGAAGACUUCAUACAGAGCGCGGAAAUCAGCAACGACCUGAAAAUAGACUCCAGCACUGUGGAGAGGAUCGAAGACAGCCAUAGCCCGGGCAUCGCCGUCAUACAGUUUGCGGUGGGGGAGCAUCGAGCACAGGUCAGCGUGGAAGUCUUGGUAGAAUACCCUUUUUUUGUAUUUGGACAAGGCUGGUCAUCGUGCUGCCCUGAAAGAACCAACCAGCUCUUUGAUUUGCCAUGCUCCAAACUCUCAGUGGGGGACGUCUGCAUAUCACUCACACUCAAGAACCUGAAGAAUGGCUCUAUUAAAAAGGGCCAGCCCAUGGACUCAGCUAGUAUCUUGCUGAAGCAUUCAAAGAAUGACAGUCUAGCUGGAAGUAGACACAGGUAUGCGGAGCAGGAAAACGGGAUUAAUCAGGGAAGCGCACAGAUGUUAGCUGAGAACGGUGAACUGAAGUUUCCGGACAAAAUAGGAUUGCCUGCAGCACCUUUGCUCACCAAAACAGAACCCAGCAAGCCCCCAGCAACAAGGAAGAGGAGGUGGUCGGCCCCCGAAACACGAAAACUAGAGAAAUCAGAAGAGGAGCCACCUUUGACUCUUCCUAAGCCUUCUUUUAUUCCUCAGGAGGUUAAGAUUUGCAUUGAAGGUCGAUCCAACGUAGGAAAGUAAAAGUUGUUUGGGGAAAGGAAAUUAGGCUAUCCCUUGUCAUUUUUAUCCAGAUUACUGUACUGUAGACUAAAUAACCCAGUAUUUACAUGUUAUCAUCUUAUUUUAGGUUUAUGUUAUAACCUUGUUGUUAUAGUUGCAGCUGGUAUUAUGCAGGAGACUGGUGCAUAUGUUUUUCCACAAGUGUUUGUCAGUGACUAGGUUUAUCGAGAGCUACAGAAGGGGCAGUAUCUGCUUCACACACCCUUAGUGGAAAUGAAUGUGUUGUCAUGGCUCCUGUUUUCUAACACCUCGUGUAGGACAGGGUCCAGCUGUGAUUUUGUUUUCCUUUCGUUGCUUUGUGUUUGUUUUGUUGUUCUGGUUCCUGUUCUAGUUUUUUGGGGGGGAGGUAAGGAGAAGGGAACUGUAGCAGAGGUGUGUGUCAAACAUGGGGUGCAUGUGCGUGUGUGUGGGUGUGGGUGUGGGUGCGUGCCAGCCCCCAGGGCGGGACGGCCGCUCUCUGGUGGGCUGGUGAUGAGGUUUCCUCACCCCAGGUGGAUGCUGAGGACACAACCCUUGGGUGUGUUACUGAAAAGGAUCAGACAGUCUCUGAUGUUUUCAACAACAAGCCAACUCUUACUCAAGGCUCUGCUAUACAUAUAUAUAUAUAUAUAUAUAUAUGUAUGUAUAUAUAUAUAUAUAUAUAUAUAUAUUUGUGUGUGUGUAUAUGUAUAUAUAUAUUUUUCCCCCAUGGGGUCUGACUGCACUGAUUUUUAUUCCUAAAGCAAACUGCCACACCACAUUUCCUUUCUGCUUGCUAGUGCAGUUCCAUUGCCCAGAGGCAGCGACAGCAAGGCUGUGUGGAGCCUCGUGCCGGUGGCCCCACAGGGUUUCCCUUGAGGGCGGGGGGUUGGGGUGGGUGUGUGCGUGUGGCGUGGGUGGGCGUGCGUGGGUGUGCGAGGAGGCCUCUGGCUCUGUGGAUGCGCCUGGCUCAGGCUCGCUCCUGUUUCUGUGCAGUGUUAGACAAAUCGACCGGGUUACGCCAUUGACAUUUGCUUCCAUGAGGUAGAUGCAGACUGCCCCUUUGAGAUCACAGGCAUCCAUCGUUUGCAGUUAGGUUGCAAAUCUUUGUCUUUAACUCUAGUACUGGUUUUAGUUCUUGGUUAUGGACAACCAGUGCCACUUUUUUCAAAUUGCAGUGUGUGACACAGGAAUCCGCUGUUGAAGAUGAACCUAGAAUGUCUUUAAGCACUUAAAAUGCUGUUCACACUUUAUUGCUGAGCAUCCUGGUCUAACACUCAGUACGUACUGUAUAUCACUUUAAUCUGCUCGGAAAGCAACAACAACAAACAAACAAAUCUCUUCAACACUGUAACUACAUGCAACUAUGUAAAGUUUUCUCACAGGCAAGAUGCUGAAAGUUUUAAUGUGGUUUCAAAGGGAUGAAUGUGAAUUAUUGAACUAGUAUGUGACAGUCAUUGUCCACAAAGGACUACUUAAUAGGAGGCACUUUUUAAACUUUAAUGCUUGAGAAAGAGUUAAAGGCAUAUGCGAGCUGACAUAAUAAAAAAAAAAAAAAAAGAGAGAAAGGAAAAAGGAAAAGGAAAAAUCAUUGUCCAGUGUUUUUGAAAAAGAUGGACUUUAAAGAAUCUUGCAAUUUGCACAUCUUGAGUUUAUCAUUUGUGUGGUAUUCCUGCAGUUUUUACCUAAUAAUGUUGUGGGGUGGGGGGGUCUGAAAGAGCAUAAACAAAUGUAGCAAUUACUCACUAACCUGCCUACGCUCUAGGCCAUUUCAUAGGGUUAUGUUCCUUUCAGAGUUCAUUUUUGGUCUUUCUACCUUAUCGGCCACACAGAACCAGGUCCUACUGGGACACCUCUGAGAAUUUUUCUUCAGACUUGCUGAGAGAGUUUUCCAGAAAAAAAAACCAUUUCUAUAAGUAAGCAAAGUGUUUGUUUGUUUUGAAAACAAACCUAUUGUUAUUUUAUUAUUAUUAUUAUUUGUUAUUUGUUAUUUUAAUUGCAUCGUUUUCCAUUGGAAAGGCGACAUUUCAGGAGUUUGGUACAAACCAAGUAGGAGCAGGGGGAUUCACGCCUUCAGUCUUUUCUUUCCCCAGGUAGGGCCGGAUCCUCUGAGGUGCUGUGCACCCAACCUCCUGCACGAGCCUCGGGGAGGUGCGAGCAUGAAGUGUGUCGGGGCUGAGUGCUAAAGCCUGUCGCUGCUUCUUGGAAGAUCCCAGUGGGAUUGCAGUGAGAUCGCACUCGGGCCCUCUUUGAGCAAGCGUUCGUGUCGUCAUUUUUGGUUGGCGAGUUCACAUCCUUCAGGUAGUUUUGAAGAAGCUGUACUCAUAGGGAGAACAGAAAAUCAAAGUCCGUCAUUAGAAACACAGUAACCUAAAGUGAACAAAUUUAUUUAAAGUCUUGUUUUCCCUCUCCCCUGAAAUACAGUGCUUUUCUUUGAGAGAAGAAAUGUUAACCCCAAACCCCAUCUUUGACUCUUGUUACUUGUUACUUGAAAUUUAGCUCACACCAGACCUAAUUGUUUUUAUACCAUAUUCUGGGGUGCACCAAAAAGUUGAAAUAUGUUUAAAAUAGCUUGAAACUUUUUUUGAAUUUCCUUGAAUUUUAUUAACCUCUCGGCGGGCUACCAAAUAGCUGAGUGGGUUUCUUCUCACAAUCACACAGCGUAGUUAGUGCUUAUUUGUUAAUAUUUCUGCUCAGAGAAGUUGCUUAAUCUUCCAUAUACUCUGCUCAGGGCACUUGCAAUUUAUUGUUUCGUUUUGUUUCCUGUUUUUUUUUUAAGCUUUGAUGGUAAAGGAAUAGAAAGAAUUACAGAUUUUAGUUCAUAGUCUUACCACUAUUUCUGUACUUCACGUGUACUUAGAAAAAAAGAAAUCUCAAGUAAAACCAUACACAUACACAUUUGUGGUCAAUAAGGAAGCAGGGGCUAUUAAACUGACUGGAUCUAUUCAACUAACACUAAAAAAAAAAUAAUAAUAAUAAAAAAAUACAUUUGGAGCAAUAGGAAUGUAUUAGUUCUGUGCUUGUAUUUCAGACUGAGGAAUUCUGAAAUAACUGUUUUUUUCCAAACAAUUGUCCCCUUCCAUGCUUUAGCUUUUGUAGGAUGUGCAAUACUUUACGUGCCAACUUAGACUCACCUGUGCGGUGUUAGCUAGAUCUCAUACCCACUUCUGAUUUCCCCUGGUUUUGUCUCUUCUGAAUUCUUUCUUUCUACCUUUCUCCCUGCCCCCCACCCCCCACCAUUAAUAAGUCCCUCCCUGUCCUCCCCCCUCCAAAAACCCACAAAAUAUUAAGGGUAGAAGAUCCCUUGCCCCGGGAAACAUGAACCCUUUUUGUAUUUUUUGUUUAAAGAGAUCCAGGAAGAAAAAAAAAAAAGGCAAAAAAAGAGAUGUGUUCAUGUCUACAUGGCAUCCAGGCAGAGGGUGGCACUUAACCAUAUGGCCAAGUGCCACCUUCCGCCUGGGCACACGCACACAGGAGCUGGCUCCCACUGGGGCCAAGUCCUUUGCAAGGCGGGGCUUUGCCUUUCCCUCUGGCACUGAGCAUCCCUUGUGGUGCAACCCCAGGCCUGGGAGUGCCAUCAAUCCCCAGGGCAGGUGCAAAACACCGCAAGCAUGGGGAUGCUGAGGUGAAGCCAAAGGAGGCUCUGCCUCUGCUCUGCGUGGCGGCCGCU